This is a messenger RNA of Agrilus planipennis (emerald ash borer), 2596 nucleotides long. It is a transcript of the gene Dll, whose product is annotated as homeotic protein distal-less. The transcript is spliced from 5 exons. Gene Ontology annotation, biological process: regulation of transcription by RNA polymerase II. Lineage: Eukaryota; Metazoa; Arthropoda; Insecta; Coleoptera; Buprestidae. Bases 1111 to 2061 code for a protein of 316 amino acids. Gene Ontology annotation, molecular function: RNA polymerase II cis-regulatory region sequence-specific DNA binding; DNA-binding transcription factor activity, RNA polymerase II-specific. The record is from RefSeq and is a predicted model, not a curated record.
GGAAGUAGAUGGGUGAUGUUGAGGAGCAAUUUUCGACGAAAAAAACGACAUACACAGUCAAUUUCGUGUAAUUUGGUUUCGGGUUAAUCUUCGAAUGGUUUUAUGCAAUUAUAGUGUGAAUUACACAUAUUAUCGAAGUUGAAUGCAGUCAAUUACUCCUGCUCCUUGAUUAAUAUUAUUAAACUGUUCGGACCGAGUUAAAUUGUUCAAAUUACGAAUUGUUAUCUUUAAAUUGCUGUAAUGCACUGUUACUACCGCGAACGUGGGCUAUUUUCGUGAACUUUGAAUGAAACUCUUUGGUGUUAAUCCAAGUGAAAAUCCUAGUGACCCAUCAAGUUUCUUCAACUAAGAGACAAUUUUUCCGAAGUUUUCGCCUUCCAUAAUCACGUGUAGGAAGUUACGUUUUUGUUAUUUUACAACAAUUUUUUUGGAUCCAAGUUCUACAACAAGGACGAAGGACGAAGAUUCUUUGAAGAUCCCCAGAGAUUUUCCAAGUGAAAGAACGAAGUCUUAAAAGCUACCCAAAGUGCGCUCAAAAUAAAUUUGCAAGCUUGGAUUCCAAGGAUAGCUUUAUAUCGUAAAAGCUUGCGGGGUGCUUUUGAAAAAGCUUGAGGAUAUGUCUAGUGUAAUGUUCAUGCACCACCCUAAUUUUGCUUUUUACUGCAAACGUUACCAGUGAGAAGCAAGAAUUUGAGGAAACAGAUCACAAAUCUCAGGAAUGCAAAUUCUGCUCAAUCAACUUUGUGAUAGCUAACGACUAAACGAUUCUGUACAAAACUGAACAAUCACGGCAAGCGUUCUAAAGGUGAAAAAUAUCGUGUGGUGGUUUGCCCGUCGGUUACCCAAAGUGUUUUUUGACUGCAGCAAGUGAUCACAUCCUUCAAGAUUGCAGGGACAUACUUUGGCCAUCAUCACCAUUACCAUCAUCAUCAGGCCAAUCUGAACCUGAGCGUCUAUGACCCUCUGUUGAAACUAAACGAGCUUUUAAACGUGGUCAAGACGCCUCCCAAUUUUAUCAAAGUGGACAGCAAGCCGUUUACGACGUUGAACUUCACAGAUUUGGGCUCCCCGUUUGGGGGCCCGAACGAAGAUCCACCAGGAACACCCGCGAUGUCGGGCGACGGUCAUUUAGGCCCCCCGACACCUCACGAUAGCAACAAUUCGACACCGGUGUCGAAAAGUGCAUUUAUUGAAUUGCAACAACACGGAUAUGGCCCGUUAAGGACGACGUAUCAACACCCGUUCAACUCUCCGGCGGGUAACGCGCACUCUGGACCCCCGGGAGGUCAUGAUACAGGAUUCCCCAGUCCUAGGGGAGCUCUUAGCGCUUAUCCGUUUCCGCCGAUGCACCAAAACACAUACAGCGGGUAUCAUCUCGGAUCCUAUGCUGCUAACUGUCCGCCCUCUCCCAAGGAUGAAGAUAAAUGCUUGUCGUUAGACAGACCGACGGCCGGCAGCAAAGGCAAGAAAAUGCGAAAACCUCGGACUAUCUACUCGAGUCUUCAACUCCAGCAGUUAAACCGACGGUUUCAGAGGACGCAGUAUCUGGCAUUGCCCGAAAGGGCCGAGCUUGCUGCUAGUUUAGGACUUACGCAAACACAGGUGAAAAUCUGGUUUCAAAACAGGAGGAGUAAAUACAAGAAGAUGAUGAAGGCAGCACAGGUGUCGGGUCAAAAUAACAACAACACAACCCCAGGUUCCACGCAUCCGGGUCUCUUGACCGGUGGCGCGAAUAUUUCUAGCAGUAGUCCAGGACCACAAAGUCAAAACAUGAUGCAAGGAGGUGGUUCUUCAAGUGGUUCCCCGGCGACGGGGGGUUACAUGCAGCACUCGUCACCAGCACCUUCCUCGACUCCAGGAUCGGACAUGUCGGCAGGUCACCAACCCGCUCCUAGUCCCAGCAGUUGGGACGUGAAACCUCAGCAACCUUUACAUCCACCGUCAGCGCACCCAUCGGCACCCCCGCCUCCACACCCACAUCCCCCGCACAACUACCUCCCUCAGUAUUCGUGGUAUCCGACGGAUAAUCCCGGCCUUUUAACGGUAUGGCCAGCUGUUUAAUGAAAAAAUCCGGUGAUUAGUACAUAGUUUUGUUAUACCAGCGUACGUUUAGGAAUAAAUAUGACCAAAUGUGAUCGGCUCUUUCUCACUUUUCUUUCUACUUUCUCACUCUUUUAUUAUCCCUUAUCAUUAAAACAACAACAUCAAUAUUAAUUUUCGUUGGACAAACGUUAAAGAGAGAAAAGGCCUCGGGACCGAAAGUGGCUUGGAACAUGUGAAUUUGGUGCAAUAACGAGCGAAAGUUCAGAGUUUACACACUGAUUGGGACGUACUAACAGUUCUUUUUAAGUGAAUCUUUCCUCUAUCGGGAUAUUAUUAUAAUGAUUUUUGUGUUAGUACAGAAGUUGUUUCUAUUGUAAUAUAUGUAGACGAGUGAGAUUGGUCUUGUCGAGAGGUUUAUAAAUAUUUUCCAGUUUUGUACAGUGAACAGUUAUGAAUGUUGGCAUGUCAACAAAAUGUACCUAAUAUGUAAAGUAGUUAAAUAAUAAUUAUCCUUUAAUUUAGGAGAAGUAUUAUUAUUAUUACUAUUAUUUCA